CCGCUGUGGCUGCUGCUGUCAGCGGCUCUGUGCGCCGCGCAGGACGCCGCCACCACGAGAGAAGACAUCCCGGAGGGCGCAUCCACCCUGGCGUUUGUGUUUGACGUGACCGGCUCCAUGUACGACGACUUGGUGCAGGUUAUCGAGGGCGCAUCCAAGAUCCUGGAAACCUCCCUCAGCAGACCGAAGAGACCUCUGUAUAACUUUGCUCUCGUGCCCUUCCAUGACCCAGAAAUCGGACCUGUAACAAUCACAACAGACCCAAAGAAGUUUCAGUAUGAACUGAGAGAGCUUUACGUUCAGGGAGGUGGGGACUGUCCCGAGAUGAGCAUUGGUGCGAUCAAGAUUGCCCUGGAGAUUUCCUUGCCAGGGUCAUAUAUUUAUGUCUUCACAGACGCUCGAUCCAAAGAUUACAAGCUAACUCAUGAGGUCCUCCAGCUUAUUCAACAAAAGCAGUCACAGGUGGUGUUUGUGCUAACGGGUGACUGUGACGACAGGACUCACAUUGGCUACAAGGUGUAUGAGGAGAUUGCUUCCACAAGCUCGGGACAAGUUUUCCAUCUUGAUAAGAAACAAGUCAAUGAGGUUCUUAAAUGGGUGGAGGAGGCGGUCCAGUCGUCAAAGGUCCACCUGCUGUCCACUGAUCAUUUCAGUGGGGUCAGCAACACUUGGCAGAUGCCCUUUGACCCCAGCCUGAAGGAAGUGACAGUGGCCCUCAGUGGCCCAGCACCUGACAUUGAGAUCAAAAACCCUCAGGGAAAGCUUGUGGAGAAGAGUGACGGGCUAACUGAGCUUUUGCACAUUCCCAACUCUGCCAAAGUUGUCAACAUCAAGGACCCACAGCCUGGGAUGUGGUCUAUCAAGACCUCCAGUGAAGGAAGACAUUCGGUCCGAAUCUCCGGCCUCAGCACCAUCGACUUCCGAGCUGGGUUUUCCAGGAAACCCACCAUGGACUUCAAAAAGACCAUGAGUCGACCAGUUCAAGGUGUUCCCACCCACAUCCUUCUGAACACCACGGGACUUUCCCCUCCCGCUCGGCCAGACAGGCUGGAGCUCCUCUCCAUCACGGGCGAAGUGAUGAAAACUUUGCCGAUCAGGUACUACCCUGAACGCCAGCCGUACAACCUCUGGAACAUCACAGAGUUCAUUCCUCCCAACGAGGCCUUCUUUCUGCGGGUGACAGGAUACGACCGCGACGGCUUCUUGUUCCAGAGGGUCUCCAGUGUUUCCUUCUCCAGUAUCAUACCCAAGUCUCCUAAAGUGCUGAUGCCAGCCACGACUCAUGGUUACUAUCUACAGAGGGGGGCUGUCACAUGCCAGGUAGAGAGCUUGAUCCCUUUCACUCUGCGCUUCAACAAUGAUGAAGGACAACUUGGGGUGGACCAGCUCUUCAGUGAUUCUGACAGUGCAUCAUGGGAAAUAGCUCAGGUAACCCUGAAGGAUGAAGGCUACUAUGAAUGUAUUGCUAUCAGCAGUGCUGGUACAGGACGAGCUCGCACCUUCCUAGAUGUAUCAGAGCCUCCUCCUGCUGUCACAGUCGAGGGUAACAUGACGGUUUCUCCCGGUGCGAGCGCUGUACUCACAUGCCAUGUGGUUAGCACCGUCACUUUCAACCUCACUUGGCUGAGAGGAGGUCAUGACGCCCGCCUGGACCCAGGAACACAUGUCCUGGCCAACCUUUCACUGCAGGUGUCCACUGUAACGCCCGACCAUUCAGGAUGGUAUGAAUGCGUUGCUAUAAAUGAAGGAGGAGCAGCGACAGAGCGGAUCUAUCUUACUGUGCAAGAGGUGCCCAGUGUGUCCGUUGAGCCACAGAACCAGACUUUCACAACAGGAGAUAGCGUCAGGAUUCGGUGCUCAGCCAGCGGCUACCCUCCACCUCGUCUGGUCUGGACUCACAACGCCAUGUUCAUGACGGCAUCCAGCAGACAUAGGAUGGCCUCUGAUGGCACCCUUUUUAUAAAAAAGAUGGAGAGAACGGACGAAGGAGUGUAUGGAUGUCUGGCCAGCAAUGAGGCUGGGACAGACUCGAUGACUUCCACCCUUUCUUACAUUGAAUCUCCUGUGGUGACAGUGGCAGUCAGUGAGAUCCUCAUUGGCAUCGGAGGGUCGACUGUGUUGGCCUGUUCAGCAUCUGGAGUCCCGCAGCCUGAGAUCAGGUGGUACAAAGGUGAUAUCCAGCUGCACUCAACAUCGCUCUUGGAGGUCGACACUUUUGGAGGAACACUGACCAUCAAAGAGAUCCAGAGCAUUGAUUCAGGGGAGUACUCUUGUGUGGCCAUCAAUGCUGCAGGCAAAGCAUCAGGAAAAGUUCUCCUUGAUGUUGGAGCUGCACCCAAGUUCACUGCAGAGCCAUCGGAUGUGGCGAUGGACAUUGGCCUCAAUGUGACCCUACCAUGUCGGGCUCAAGGUCACCCUGAACCGAAGGUCAGCUGGCGGAGAGAGGACGGCUCUCCACUUUUCAGCCUUCCUCGCGAACACGGCAGCAUCUCACAGAGCAACGGAGAUCUGCGUAUCAUUAAUCUGUGGGUGCAGGAUGAGGGGCUGUAUAUUUGCGAGGCACAGAACCACUUUGGCCGGAUCGAAACCCGGGUUAACAUCACUGUUACUGGGCUGGUUUCACCCAUCAUUGCAAUGAGUCCAGCAUUGCUCAGUGUAAUUGAGGACCAGCAGCUGACUCUUCCCUGUGUACUGCUGGCUGGAAAUCCACUACCUGAGAGGCAAUGGCUACACAACUAUGGCCUCGUGACCUCAGACCAGUAUGUGACCGUGAGGAAGGAUGGUAGUCUGCAUAUUGAAAGAGUUCGCCUGGACGAUGCGGGUGACUACACCUGCUUGGCUGAAAAUGCAGUUGGAGCCACGAACCACACAACCACUGUCGACGUUUUUGUGAUUCCUACCAUUCAAUAUGGUCCUCAAGUAUUCAGCACAAUUGAAGGAACAACAAUUUCUUUGCCCUGUCGUGCCAGUGGAGUCCCAAUUCCACAAAUUACCUGGACAAAGGGCGGGGAGCUUCUGGACUUGGGUGGUCCAGCCUUCUCCCUGGAUUCUGAUGGCAGCCUCAUCAUCUCUUCCCCUUCUGGAAAUGAGACCGGAGAGUUUGUCUGCACAGCCAGUAAUGCUGCUGGUCAUGCCUCCAGGAAGGUCCAGCUUACUGUCUACGUGCGACCUAGGUCCAGUGCUGGUGGUGUUGGGGGCUCGGUGAAGCCAGUGAAGAUGUCAGUGAUUGAGGGUUUGGAUGCUGUUCUGCCAUGUGACGUUCACAGUGUCCCACCUCCCACCAUCAGCUGGGCCAAAGAGCGGCAGCUCAUCUCUCCUUAUUCUCCCAGGCACACCCAGCUUCCCUCUGGGUCUAUGAAGAUCCUGGAGACUAGAGUGUCGGACAGUGGACUUUAUGUUUGCGUUGCCUCCAAUAUUGCUGGUAACCUAACACAGUCCAUUGAACUGAUUGUUCUGGUGCCCCCAAGCAUUCAGGCUGGCCCGAGGAUAAUGAAGGUCCUGGUGGGUCACCCUGUGGAGCUGCCCUGCGUGGCGAGAGGAGUCCCAGAGCCAGUGCUCACCUGGACUAAGGAUGGUAGAAGUCACCUGACCUCACCCGAUGGCAGCCUGGCGCUGACACAUGUGGGAUUGGACGAUGAAGGAACUUACACCUGCACAGCCACCAACGCAGCGGGCAGAGAUGAGGCUCGCAUUCAGCUGCUUGUUCAAGUGCCCCCGGUUGUCGAGGUGCCUGAGCCACCUUUCAACAGUCCCCUUCAGGAGAGAGUUGCAAACCAGCGUAUUGCUUUCCCCUGCCCUGCCACAGGUUUUCCAAAGCCAGUGAUUCGAUGGUUGCGUAAUGGGCAGGAGUUGGCAGGUAACGAACCGGGUGUGUCCAUCUUAGAGGAUGGCACACUGCUGAUUUUGGCCUCUGUCUCACCUCUGGACAACGGAGAGUACGUUUGCACUGCUGUGAAUGAUGCUGGAUCCACAGAGAGAAAGUACCAGCUCAAAGUUAACGUUCCUCCUGAUAUCCGAGAUAGUGAAGCACCAGGUAACCAGUCUGUGGUCCUGAGCAAUCCCACCAUGCUGCUGUGUGAUGUGACAGGAAGUCCUCCUCCUGUCAUCACCUGGUACAAGAAUGGCACACCUGUUGUUCCUAAUAGCAACAUGGUAAUUACUGGGAACGGAAAAACCUUGAUGCUGCUAAAGACACAAACAGCGGAUGCAGGCAGCUACAGUUGCAAAGCCAUCAACAUCGCAGGGAGUGCAGACAAAGACUUUUUCUUGGACGUGGUCGUCCCACCAACAAUUUUAGGAUCUCGAGCUCUCCAGGCCGUCUCAGCAGUUCUUAAACAAGAUGUGACUCUGGAGUGCAAAGUGCAAGGACAGCCGUUCCCCUCAAUCCAGUGGUUCAAGGACAGAAAGCUGGUGUUCCUGGGUGGUCCCAAUCUGGAGGUCACCAACAGUGGUCAGACUCUGAGGAUAAAAAAUGUCCGUCUUGGAGAUGAGGCUCACUACCAAUGUACGGCCACAAAUACAGCUGGAAAAAAGUCUAAGGAAUUCUACCUCAAUGUCCAUGUGCCCCCCUCCAUCAAAGGAGGCAACCUAACCACAGAUGUGACAGCACUACUGGACACAAUGGUAAGACUGGAGUGUGAGGCGCGUGGGGUUCCUCUACCUACCAUCACCUGGUACCGAAAAGGGGAGCCCAUCCAAUCCAACCGUCAGACUCAGUACAUGGAGCGAGGCCACUACCUGAAGAUCCCUCGAGUGCAGGCGUCUGAUGCUGGUCAGUACACCUGCAAGGUCACCAACGAGGCCGGGAGUGCUGAGAAGAGCUACAAGCUGGAUGUCUACUUGCCUCCUACCAUCACAGGUGGAGCCGACAGGCCCACUGAGAGAAAAGUGGUCCUGAGUAAGCCUGUGACCCUGGAGUGUGAGGCAGAGGGGCACCCUCCACCCUCCCUGACGUGGCUGAAGGAUGGAGUACCUGUGCGUGAUGGGGAAAGUGUCCGCGUACUGGAUCGUGGGAGGAAAAUAGAAAUCCUCUCAGCCACCAUCUCAGACUCAGGACGCUACGUCUGUGUGGCUACAAGUGUGGCUGGGGAGAAGGAGGUCAAAUACGACCUGAGAGUGUUAGUUCCUCCUUUUGUUGAUGGAGCUGAUGGAAUAACUGACAGCACAGUCAUUAUCGACAACCCUCUGGAACUUGAGUGUCACGCCACAGGAACACCUGCACCCAUCAUCACGUGGUAUAAGGAUGGAAAACCUGUCCAACAAGGUGAAGGAUUGCGGGUUGCAGCCAAUGGAAGACAGCUGGUUGUUUCCCGCGCUCAAGUCUCGGACACAGCUCGUUUUCAGUGUGUGGCCUCUAAUGAAGCAGGAGACCACGAGAGAAACUUCAACGUGAUUGUCCAAGUUCCUCCAUCUAUCCGCACCACUGGACCUGCUGAGCGUUCAGUGGUUCUCCAAAAGUCCAUUGGUCUGGAGUGUAUUCCCAAUGGCAUCCCUCCUCCCAGUAUCACCUGGCUUAAAGAUGGCCGACCUGUCGACACAACAAAGGAGCACCUGAAGCUGGAGUCAGCAGGCCGGACGCUAAAAAUCACAGAGGCAAGACUUGAAGAUUCUGGUAGAUACACCUGCCUAGCUACCAAUGCAGCUGGUGAAGCUCAAAAACACAUACGACUCAGUGUCCAUGAGCCUCCUAGGAUCCCAGACUCUGGAGAGAGUAUCAACCAAACCAUCCUCUCGGGUUUCCCCACGGAGCUCCAGUGCAAAGCCACAGGCAGCCCAAUACCUGCUAUUACUUGGUACAAAGACGGUCGACCUCUGACCAGUGCAGCUGGUGUCACAAUCCUGAAUCGGGGCCAGGUGCUGGAGAUUGAACGGGCACAGCUGUCUGACGCGGGGGUGUACAAAUGUGUCGCUGUCAACCUGGCUGGAGCAGCUGAGAUUUCUCAUAACCUGCAGGUGUUGGUGCCUCCGGUCAUCUCCAGCCAUGGUGGAACUGUAACAGUGGUGGUGAAUGAGGCUGCCAGACUGGAGUGUGAGGCCACCGGCGUGCCCUCGCCCAGCCUCACAUGGCUCAAAGAUGGCAGUCCUGUGGCAAGUGUGUCACAUGGCAUACAGGUGUUAUCUGGGGGCAGAGUGCUGUCCUUGAACAGUGCCCAGGUCAGUGAUACAGGCACGUACACCUGUGUGGCGGUCAAUGCUGGAGGAGAGCAGCACAAAGAGUAUGACCUGAGAGUUUAUGUGCCACCGAACAUAAAGGGUGAAGAGGUGAAUACCACAGUGAUGUUUGGCAGUCCAGUGGAGCUACUCUGUCAGAGUGAUGCAAUCCCUCCACCCACCCUCUCCUGGCGCAAAGAUGGCCGCCCGCUCUUCAGGAAGUCGAGCCUCACAGUCUCAGCAGAUGGCAGUCUGCUUAAGGUGGACAGUGCUCAAGUGCAGGAUUCAGGCAGGUAUACAUGUGAAGCCACCAAUGUUGCAGGAAAAACAGAGAAGAACUAUAACCUAAAUGUCUGGGUUCCUCCCAGCAUCCGUGGCUCCGACGAGGUGUCUCCUCUGACAGUGAUUGAAGGAAGUCUCAUCACACUGCUGUGUGAAUCCAGUGGAAUACCUCCUCCCAGCCUCUCAUGGAAGAAGGACAGUUCAGAAGUUAAGCCCAGUCAGCGGGUCAGAGUUUUGUCAGGUGGUCGACAGCUGCAGAUCUCUAGUGCUGAGAAGUCAGAUACAGCUUCGUACUCCUGCACAGCCUCCAGUGCAGCAGGCACCGCCUCCAAGGAGUUCAGUCUACAGGUCUAUGUCCGCCCUUCCAUCAAGCGCAGUGAAGAUGAUGCAGAAGACAUCACUGUGACAAAGGGAGGCGACGUGACCCUCCAGUGUGCCGCCGAGGGCGUGCCACGACCUGCCAUCACAUGGCUGAAAGACGGGCGUCCCGUCACGGGCCACCACGGUGCCAAAGUCCUGAACGAAGGCAGGCUGCUGCAGAUCAAAGACGCCAAGGUGUCGGAUACAGGACGCUACACCUGUGUUGCUGUGAAUGUGGCGGGACAAGCUGACAGCAAACACGACGUCAGUGUUCAUGUCCCUCCAAGUAUUAUUGGUCAGGUAAAAUUUCCUGAAAAUGUGAGCGUUGUGGUGAAGAACCCUGUUGCUCUUCACUGUGAAGCAUCGGGUAUCCCGCUCCCAGAGAUCUCUUGGCUGAAGGAUGGUCAGCCAAUUACAACAACUAGUUCACUGCGUGUCCUGUCAGGGGGACGCAGUUUGCGUCUCAUGCAUGCUGCAGUGGAAGACGCCGGGAGGUACACUUGUGUUGUUUCUAACAGUGCUGGAGAGGAGAGGAAGAGUUUUGACCUCGACAUCCUCAUCCCUCCAAGUAUAGUGGGAGAGGGAACUCUGGUGGAUACCAAAGUCAAGGAGAAACACAACAUCACGCUCACCUGUGAGACAUCAGGAAAUCCAGCACCGGAGAUUAAGUGGCUGAAGGACGGGCAGGUGUUAGUGCCUGACAGGCGCCACCAAAUUUUGUCUCAUGGUCGUUUUCUCCAAAUUUCUGGAGCCCAGGUUGGCGAUACGGGCAGGUACAGCUGCUUGGCAUCGAACAGUGCAGGAGACCGCAGCCGCCAUUUCAACCUCAAUGUCCUGGUCUCUCCCACCAUUGCUGGGUCUGGCCCUGACAGCUCUGCCGAGGAGGUUACGGUAACCCUGAGCAGCCCCACCUCACUGGUUUGUGAAGUCCAGUCCUACCCUCCCGCUUUGAUCACUUGGCUCAAAGACGGCACUCCAUUUGAAUCUAGACGAAAUGUCCGAGUUCUACCAGGUGGGCGUACAUUGCAGAUUCUAAAUGCUAAAGAAGAGGAUGCUGGGAGGUAUACCUGUGUGGCCACUAAUGAGGCUGGGGAAACACUGAAGCACUAUGAGGUCAAGGUUUAUGUCCCUCCCCAGAUCAAUAAAAAUGACAUUCCUGGAGAAGGACUGGCUCCCAAAGAAGUCAAGAUCAAAGUCAACUCCACACUGACCCUGGAGUGUGUAGCUCAGGCCUUUCCCACCCCAGCACUGCAGUGGUAUAAGGAUGGACAGAUCCUGAGGACAGAUCAACAUGUGUCCAUCACAGCCAAUGGUCGCAUCGUUCUGAUCAAGCACGCCCAGGUGUCAGAUACGGGCCGCUACACCUGUGUAGCCACCAACAUAGCUGGAGAGGAUGAGAAGGACUUUGAUGUAAAUAUACAAGUUCCACCUAAUUUCAGCCGGCCUGGUGGAAGUGGUGAUACGACCUCUCCAACAGAUUUUGGAGGUGAUACCCGAGAGGUGAUACUUAACAAUCCCAUCUCUCUGUACUGUGAGACCAAUGCUGUACCACCACCAACACUCACCUGGUACAAAGAUGGACAACUGCUAACAUCGAACGACAAAGUUCUGGUCUUGCCAGGCGGGCGGGUGUUACAGAUACCCAGGGCCCAGGCUGAGGACUCAGGCAGGUACACAUGUGUGGCCAUCAACGAGGCAGGAGAGGACUCCAUACAGUAUGACGUCCGAGUGUUGUUACCUCCAACCAUACGAGGAGCAGACAGCGACUUGACUGAUGAAGUUAUAGUCCUGAUCAAUAAAACUAUCCAGAUGGACUGCCAUGCAGAUGGAAACCCCACCCCCAAAAUCAUCUGGUAUAAGGACGGCCAUCCAAUCACUCCAAAUGGUCCCUAUAGGAUUGUGUCCAAUGGGCGAGUGCUUCAGGUGCUGACUUCUCAGCUGUCUGACACAGGGCGCUACGCAUGUGUGGCUGACAACGUGGCGGGGACUGCAGAGAAAUUCUUUAACCUCAAUGUUCAUGUGCCCCCUUCGAUUAUCGGCGUGAGUCCUGAGAAUGUGACAGUGGUGGUGAACAACUUUGUGUCCCUGUCUUGUGAAGCUACCGGCUUUCCUCCUCCCACACUCAGCUGGCUCAAUGACAAGGGCCCCAUUCAGGCCAAUGCCAAUGCCCUCAUUAUGCCAGGUGGUCGUACUUUACAGAUACUUAAAGCAAGAGUAUUGGAUGUAGGAAAAUACACUUGUGUGGCAAUGAACGCUGCGGGAGAAGCACACAAACACAUCCAUCUCACAGUUUUUGUUCCUCCCAGCAUUCGAGAUAAUACAGGUGACUCUCCUGUGGUCGUGAACAUGCUUGUUGGAAAGUCAGUGUCUCUGGAAUGUGAAUCCAAUGCCAUCCCCCCUCCCACCAUCACCUGGUACAAGAACGGCAGAGCAGUGACAGAAAGUCCUAACUUACAUAUACUGUCUGAGGGACGAAUCCUCCAGAUUAAAAGCUCAGAGGUGUCUGAUACAGGACAGUAUGUUUGCAUGGCAUCUAACAUUGCAGGACAAGUAGACAAGAACUUCCACUUGAAUAUCUAUGUACCUCCCAGUAUAGAUGGUCCAGGAGAGGAAACCGUGGUGGAAACCAUCAGUAACCCAGUGACCUUUGCCUGUGAUGCUACGGGAAUCCCUCCUCCCACUCUCACUUGGCUGAAAAAUGGUCGCCCCAUAGAGAGUUCAGAGUCUUUGGAGAUGCACAUCUUUUCAGGCGGCAGCAAACUCCAGAUUGCACGGUCUCAGCUCUCAGACAGUGGCACUUAUUCAUGUGUUGCCUCUAAUGUGGAGGGCAAAGCACGCAAGAACUACCGCCUCAACAUACAAGUUCCUCCAAGUAUCUCUGGAUCAGAAAUGCCCAGCGAAGUGGGAGUUCUUCUUAAUGAGAGCAUCCAGCUAAUUUGUCGAGCCCAAGGAACGCCAACUCCAACCAUCCAGUGGUUGAAAGAUGGAGAAGCCAUCAACAGUGUUGGACACAAAGAACUCAGGAUCAGCCCAGAUGGCCGCACACUGACAGUGAGCCGCGCUCAAACCACAGACAGUGGCAAGUACACUUGUGUGGCGACCAACGCUGCUGGAGAGGAAGACAGAAUAUUCAAUCUGAAUGUGUAUGUGCCUCCUGUGAUUGAAGGCAACAGUGAAAGUCUGGAGGAGCUGACUGCAGUCCUGGACAGUUCCGUCAAUAUCGAGUGUGUGGCGACAGGCUCUCCCCUGCCCCAGCUCAACUGGCUGAGAAAUGGCCUCCCGCUGCCUGUCUCGUCCCACUUACGACUCCUCUCUGCUGGACAGGUGCUUCGAAUUACACGAAUCCAGGUUUCUGAUGGUGGAAGCUACACGUGCGUGGCAUCAAACCGGGCCGGAGUGGACAACAGACAUUACAACCUGCAAGUGUAUGUCCCAGCAGGUCUGGAUGGAGCAGGGAGCACAGAGGAUGUGACAGUAGUUAAAGGAAACCCGGUUUCUCUGCUGUGUGUGGCUGAUGGGACGCCAACACCUGACAUUUCAUGGCUUAAAGAUGGAGAGCCUGUCAUUCCCGAUCGCCUCCUCAUCCUCCUCAACCAGAACACCACCUUACAGAUUGACCAGGCAAGGGUCAACAGCACAGGACGCUACACUUGUAUUGCUAACAACACCGCUGGUCAAGCAAGCCGUCACUUCAAUCUGAAAGUCCUGGACCCUCCACACAUCAAGGGCACUGGUGCACCGGCAGAAGUGUCUGUGGUUGUAAAUAAUGUCUUGGAGCUGGUGUGUGAGGCCACUGGUAUCCCUCCUCCUUCUUUGACCUGGCUGAAGGAUGGACGCCCACUUCCACAGGCAGACACUCUGCGCCUCCUCCGGGGAGGGGAGGUGCUCCGAGUGGCCUCAGCGCAGCUGGAGGACACUGGCAGAUACAGCUGCUUGGCCAACAGCCCUGCAGGUGAUGAUGACAAGGACUUCCUGGUUCGAGUGCAUGUCCCCCCUAACAUUGCUGGGGACAGCACACCUCAGGAUGUGACGGUGCUGCAGAACAGACAGGUGACCCUGGAGUGUAGGUCUGAUGCCGUUCCACCUCCAACUCUCAACUGGCUCAAAGACGGCCAACCACUGCAGGCUUCUGCUCGUGUACGGAUCUUGUCUGGUGGCCGUUACUUACAGGUCAACAUGGCGGAUCUCAGUGACACAGCUCAGUACACCUGUGUGGCGAGUAACGUCGCUGGGAAGACCACUCGACAGUUUAACUUGUCUGUCAAUGUGGCCCCAACUAUCAAAGAUGGGUUACAGACAGUCUCAGUACACAUCAACAAGCGUGCUGUGCUUGAAUGUAUAGUGAGUGGAGUCCCACCACCUCGGGUCACCUGGAGGAAACAUGGCGCCAUACUGGCAGCAAACAACCCUCGGUACACUUUCAAAAAGGACGGCUCUUUACUCAUUCAUUCAGCUCAGGUGACCGACACCGGUCGCUACCUGUGCAUGGCAACAAAUCAGGCUGGUACACAACGCAAGAGAGUGGACUUGCAAGUGUAUGUGCCUCCAUCCAUCACUGACAGUCGAACCAACAUCACAGUGAUUGUCAAUGUUCAGACAACGCUGCCUUGUGAAGCCACCGGCAUCCCCAAGCCCGCCGUUAACUGGACUAAAAAUGGACGAGCCAUCAAUACUGACCAGAACCAAAAUAUGUACAGAUUACUUUCAUCAGGCUCUCUGGUAGUUAUUGCGCCCACAGUAGAGGACACCGCAGUGUUCAAAUGUGUGGUCUCAAAUGAGGCUGGACAAGACUCCAGAUCCAUCCACCUCAGUGUCAAUGUUCCUCCAUCGAUAGCAGAUGAACCCACUGAGCUGGUAGUAACCCGACUGUCCCCAGUGGUCAUUGCUUGUACUGCAUCUGGUGUCCCAGAGCCCUCGAUCGACUGGACCAAAGAUGGCAUGCCACUCCCUAUAAAGGGACGAGGAUACAUCAUCCUGCCAACAGGUCCAGUACAGAUCACUUCAGCAGAGCUUUCUCAUGCUGGACAGUACUCGUGCACAGCUAAGAAUGCUGCCGGCUCCACUCAUCGACAUGUGCACCUCACUGUGCAGGAACUCCCAGCAAUCCAGUCCCAUCCAUCAACCCUGGAUGUGAUCCUCAAUAACCCCAUCACUCUGCCCUGCAGGGCCACCGGCUCGCCAAGGCCUACCAUUACUUGGCAGAAGGAAGGCAUCAACAUACCAAACACAGGUGGAAGUUUCACAAUACUUCCUAACGGAAGUUUGCAGAUCUCCAAGGCUUCUUCAUCAGACUCUGGGACGUACAUAUGCGUGGCUCAAAAUCCUGCUGGCACUGCACUGGGCAAGACCAAGCUCAGAGUACAAUUACCUCCGUUAAUCAGCUCAGAGACGCAGAAGUACGUUUCACCUGUGGACUCUUCUGUGACGCUCGAGUGCCAAGCUGAAGGCCUGCCUCCUCCUUCUGUCACAUGGCACAAAGAAGGGCAGCGUCUAAGUGAGUCUGUCCGCCAACGGGUGCUCAGCUCAGGAUCCCUGCAGAUCGCCUUCAUUCAGCCAAAUGACGCGGGGCGGUACACCUGUACAGCUGCCAAUGCAGCAGGCACCGCCAGCUUGGAAAUGAGCCUCAUUGUUCAAAUUCCUCCUUCCAUUCGUGGUGGAGAACAGGAGGUUGUGGUGGUGGAGAACAAUCAGGCCCAGCUGGUGUGUGUAGCAGAAGGCAUCCCUCAGCCCAGCCUCACCUGGGAAAAAGAUGGUACUGCACUCACUGAAAGUACAGGGGAGUAUACCAUCCUGCCCUCUGGGGAGCUGGUGAUUGACAUGGCUCAGCCCAGUGAUGCUGGGAUCUACACUUGUGUUGCCACUAAUGCAGUCGGGCAGGACAGUUUGACGGUGACCCUGUCGGUUCAUACUCAUCCCGUCUUCACUGAGCUUCUCAGUGAUGUGGCCCUCAACAAGGCAGAGCGCCUCCUGUUGGCUUGCGGAGUGAAAGGCAUUCCUCUACCCAGAAUCACAUGGGCCUUCAAUAAUAACAUCAUCCCAGUUCACUACGACCACAUGAAUGGCCACAGUGAGCUGGUGAUUGAGAGAGUAAGCAAAGACGACUCAGGAACCUACACUUGUGUGGCGGAAAACAGUGUCGGAACCAUCAAGUCUUUGUCCUUUGUUUAUGUUAAAGAGCCUCCAAUUAUUGAUGGGGACCUUCACUCAAACCGCAUCGAACCUCUCGGUGGUAAUGCCAUUCUCAACUGUGAAGUUCGAGGUGAUCCACUGCCAACCAUCCAGUGGAGUAAAAAUGGAAUCAACAUCCAGAUAAGCAACCGUAUCCGCCAGCUGGACAACGGCUCACUGGCAAUCUAUGGGACAGUGAGUGAAGAUUCAGGCAGCUACAUAUGUGUAGCAACGAAUGAUGCAGGAGUGGUGGAAAGAAGUGUCACUCUUACUUUACAGAGUGCACCCAUCAUUACAGUCGAGCCAGUUGAGACUGUAGUGGAUGCUGGCACCACAGCUGUGCUCAACUGUCAGGCAGAUGGUGAACCCACUCCCACAAUAGAGUGGUCACGCCAGGGCCGCCCCCUACUGGGGAAUGACCACUUCUCCACUUUGUCAAAUGGUUCGUUAAGGAUCAGCAGCUCCCAAAAGGAGGACACAGCUGAGUAUGAAUGUGUAGCCAGAAAUCUUCUUGGAUCAGUGCUGGUCAGAGUCACUCUCAUCGUACGAGUUCAUGGAGGCUAUUCAGAGUGGGCAGAGUGGAGUCCUUGCAGUGUGUCCUGUGGCGUCGGAGCCCAGACAAAACUGAGGCAGUGUAACAAUCCUCUUCCUGCCAAUGGAGGCCGUCACUGUGUUGGGUCAGACGUAGAGACACGGACAUGUCAGGGAAAGCCCUGUCCAGUGGAAGGCAACUGGUCAGAGUGGUCUUUCUGGGAGGAGUGUUCACGUACUUGCGGUCAGGGCAACAGAACCAGAGUCCGGACAUGUAGCAACCCUCCAGCUCAACAUGGAGGCAGGCCGUGUGAGGGCAGGGCAGUGGAGGUCAUUAUGUGCAGUGUCAGACCCUGUCCUGUGGCUGGAAACUGGGGGUCUUGGCUACCUUGGAGCCAGUGCAGUGAAACUUGUGGUAAAGGAAUGCAGUCCAGGAUCCGACUGUGCAACAACCCUCCUCCAGCAUUUCAUGGGUUUCAGUGUGAAGGCACAGACACCCAAACACAAGUGUGCAAGGAAAGACCUUGUCCUGUGGAUGGAAAGUGGUCAUCUUGGGUGAGCUGGGGUGCCUGCAGUGUUUCCUGCGGUGGUGGGACCAGACAGAGAACACGCCUGUGUGCCAGCCCUGCCCCACAGCAUGGUGGAAGGCAGUGUGAGGGCAAUGAUGUGCAAAUAGACUUUUGUAACAGCGACCCCUGCCCAGUCAGUGGAAACUGGGGUCCAUGGAGCAGCUGGGGAAGCUGCAGCAAGACUUGUAACGGUGGGCAAAUGCGACGCUACAGGACGUGUGACAACCCCAGACCCGCCAACGGCGGCAGAGCAUGUGCCGGCGCUGAUACACAAAUACAGAGAUGUAGCACAGCCGCCUGCCCUGUUGACGGUAACUGGGGUCCAUGGCAGAUAUGGGGAGAAUGUUCCACUUCCUGUGGAGGUGGGGAACGGACUCGUGUCCGACUCUGCAACAGUCCGUCUCCCAGCAAUGGUGGCCGACUGUGUCCAGGUGACUCCACCCAGCUCUCCAGGUGUAACACACAAGCCUGUCCAGGUGGUCCCCAGCGAGCUCGAGGAAGCAUCAUAGGAAACAUCAACGAUAUUGAAUUUGGCAUCGCCAUCCUCAAUGCCACCAUCACAGACAGCUCCUCUGGCGGCAGAAUCAUUAAAGCUACUAUCUCUAAUGUUCCCAGGUCUUUAGGUCCGGCUAUGAGGAAGCUCAUCUCCAUCCUGAAUCCUGUUUAUUGGACGACUGCACAGGAAAUGGGCGAGGCUGUCAAUGGCUUCACACUAACAGGGGGUGUCUUCAGGCGAGAGACACAGGUGGAGUUUGCUACAGGUGAGAUCCUGAGGAUGACCCAUAUCGCCCGGGGCCUGGACUCUGAUGGAGCGCUGCUUCUCGACAUUGUCGUAAAUGGACACAUCUUACAACUGCCGUCACAUGCAGACAUCAGCAUCAAGGACUACACAGAGGAUUACAUCCAGACGGGUCCGGGCCAGCUGUACGCUCUGUCUACUCGCAUGUUCAGCAUCGACAAGGAGAGCGUGCCGUACUCCUGGAACCACACCAUCUCUUAUGACCUUUCUAAAGGGAAGAUGCCCUAUCUGGUGGAAAUGCUGCGGGCUACAGCCAUCAGUGCCCACUACCACCCUUUGGAUGAGGUUUUGGAGUAUAGCAUUCAAGCAAGCAUCACCAAGGGUGAGCGCAGCAAUCAGUGUCCACAUGGCUUCACUCUGGUGUCUGCUGGGCCUUUUUGUUCAGAUGAGAAUGAAUGUGAGGUUGGGAACCCCUGUUCUCACGCCUGCCACAACGCAAUGGGCACCUACUACUGCUCCUGUCCGCGAGGUCUCACCAUCUCAGCCGAUGGCCGAACUUGUCAGGACAUUGAUGAGUGUUCGCUGGGCGGGAAUGUGUGCCACAAUGGUCAGGACUGUGAGAACACCAUCGGCUCUUACCGGUGCGUCAUGCGCUGCGGACGCGGCUUCAGGAGAACAGCCGACGGCCUCAGCUGCACAGAUGUGAACGAGUGUCUGGAGUCCAAUCCAUGUAAUCAACACUGUCUGAACACUAUUGGUAGUUACCGCUGUGCCUGUGAGCCAGGCUUUCAACUCAGGAACAAACGCUGUAUAGAUAUCAACGAAUGCCGACAGAGGGUUUGUCGCUCGGACCAGCAGUGUAAAAACACACGCGGUGGUUACACCUGUAUUGACCUGUGCCCCAGUGGCAUGACGAAAGGUGGAAAUGGAACAUGUGUUGAUAUUGAUGAGUGCAAAGACGGCACCCACCAGUGCAGAUAUAAUCAGAUCUGUGAGAACACCAGAGGAAGCUACCACUGCACCUGCCCACGUGGAUUCAGAUCUCAGGGAGUGGGACAACCUUGUGUUGACAUAAAUGAAUGUGAGCGGCUUCCGCAGCCUUGUGCCCACCUGUGCAUCAACACUCCUGGCAGCUUCAAGUGCACCUGCCCCCCGGGGCGCCACCUGCUGGGUGAUGGCAAGUCCUGUGCUGGGCUCGAGCGCCUUCCCAGCUAUGAGAGUUACUCGUACGGCUACCGCACCUCUCAGUCUUCUCCUGAGCUCAGCUCCAGCCAGCGAGUGUACCACAACCUGGCCUCUCACAGCUACCAUUCCUACGCAGAGGCCACACAGAGGGGCUACCAGAGCCGUAGUCGCAGAGAGAACCCCAUACGCACCUCACAGCAGGUCUCCUCCUCUUGUCAGCAAGGGUUUGAGCCCAGAGGUGGCCACUGUUUAGACAUUAAUGAGUGUGAAGUGAGAGACACCUGUCAGCACGAGUGCAUGAACACACCGGGAAGCCACCGAUGUCUCUGUCCAGCUGGUUACCGCCUGAUGGCCAACAGCAAGACAUGUCAAGACGUGGAUGAGUGUCUGGAACAAAACAUCCAAUGUGGAGCAAACCGAAUGUGCUUCAAUAUGAGAGGAAGUUACCAGUGCAUCGACACGCCCUGUCCACCAAACUACCAGAGGGACCCAGCCACAGGGUUCUGCCUGAAGAACUGCCCUGCUAAUGACCUGGAGUGUGCCCUGAGUCCUUACGCCCUGGAGUACAAGCUGCUGUCGCUUCCUUUCGGUAUAGCAGCCAACCAGGACCUCAUCAGGCUGGUGGCCUACACUCAAGACAGGGUCAUGCACCCCAGGACCACCUUCUUAGUGGUGGACGAGGACGUCACGUUACCGUUUGCCCUCAGAGAUGAGAACAUGAAGGGCGUGCUGUUCACGACACGGGCACUGCGAGAGCCCCACACGUACCGCAUGAAGGUGCGAGCCCUCUCCUACAAUGAGCACGGAGGCAUCGAAUACCAGACAACUUUCAUUGUCUACAUCGCUGUCUCUGCCUACCCCUACUGAGAGCACUUUCAAAGAGACACACGUGUGACGGUCCAUUGUGACCUCCAUGAAAACAGUGACUUAGUGUGGGUAAGUGGCGGUGGUUUAGGGCCGACCUCAGGACCUUGACCCAAUAAGAACACUAAGAGUGAACGUGGGAGAGUGGCCAGUUAAGUGCAUUAAGCCGCGAGGACUUGAGAAACCAGGGAGCAGACGGCUGGAAGUGACCUGGAGAGAAGUUGGAUAAAACCAGCUGUUUACUGGCUCUCAUCCCUGGAAACCUCACUUCAGCCUGUCAUUCAAAAGUUUGUAGUCUUGUUGACGUCUCUGCCCACUCUCACAUGUAUGUAAUAGAAUAAUCACAUGUAACUCAUAAAACCCCCC
Molecule: messenger RNA, 17214 nt
Organism: Salarias fasciatus (jewelled blenny)
Lineage: Eukaryota; Metazoa; Chordata; Actinopteri; Blenniiformes; Blenniidae
Gene: hmcn1
Product: hemicentin 1
Exons: 107
Biological process (GO): synapse organization; homophilic cell-cell adhesion
Cellular component (GO): axon; plasma membrane; neuronal cell body
Molecular function (GO): axon guidance receptor activity; calcium ion binding
Source: RefSeq, a predicted model, not a curated record